AUGUCGACUGCAGGGAUCCGAUCGUUUGCCCGCUCGUUCGGGAUGAAAAUUGAAAAACCAGUCCGUACACAUUUAGUUAAUGUUUAUGCUUGCUUAACUCUAUCCAUGGUAGCAGCUGCAGUUGGAGCUUAUAUUCAUGUAUUCACUAACUUUCUAAGUGCCGGAAUAAUUACAGCUCUGGGUGCUACUGGAUUACUACUGGCACUUAUGUAUACACAAGACAAUGGAAAAAAUCACACCCUUAGAAUAAGUUAUUUAGUUGGAUUUGCUUUCUUUACAGGUCUCGGAAUUGGUCCAAUUUUAGAAUAUGUCAUCCAUGUAGAUCCUAGUAUCAUACCAACAGCAUUUUUGGCAUCAACAUUAGUAUUCACAUCAUUCAGUCUUUCUGCCAUAUUUGCAAAUCGUGGAAAAUGGCUCUACCUAGGUGGUACUUUAAUGUCAUUACUAUCUGUACUUAUGGUAAUGUCUCUGGCUAACUUGUUCCUUGGCUCAGAUCUUAUAUUUAAAAGCUAUCUUUACCUUGGUCUUGCACUCAUGAGUGGUUUUGUUUUGUAUGACACACAAUUAAUUAUGGAAAAAAGGAGAGCUGGAGACAAGGAUUUUAUUGCACAUUCUGUUGAUCUUUUUGUAGACUUUAUUGGCAUAUUCAGAAGGCUGCUUAUCAUUUUGGCUCAAAAAGAACAAGGAUCAAAGAAGCGCAAAGACUGAAUGGAAGUGCAUCCUUUUAUUUUUUAAAAAUAAAUAAUAUUACCAACUGAA
This is a messenger RNA of Sipha flava (yellow sugarcane aphid), 759 nucleotides long. RefSeq names its product bax inhibitor 1 (gene BI-1). Gene Ontology annotation, molecular function: enzyme binding. Gene Ontology annotation, biological process: negative regulation of endoribonuclease activity; cellular response to unfolded protein; negative regulation of apoptotic signaling pathway. Gene Ontology annotation, cellular component: mitochondrial membrane. Lineage: Eukaryota; Metazoa; Arthropoda; Insecta; Hemiptera; Aphididae. The transcript is spliced from 5 exons. The record is from RefSeq and is a predicted model, not a curated record. The coding region runs from base 1 to 708 and encodes 235 amino acids.